Molecule: messenger RNA, 6909 nt
Organism: Aspergillus heteromorphus CBS 117.55
Lineage: Eukaryota; Fungi; Ascomycota; Eurotiomycetes; Eurotiales; Aspergillaceae
Exons: 3
Coding region: 1-6909 (2302 amino acids)
Biological process (GO): secondary metabolite biosynthetic process; amino acid activation for nonribosomal peptide biosynthetic process
Cellular component (GO): cytoplasm
Molecular function (GO): phosphopantetheine binding; catalytic activity
Source: RefSeq, a predicted model, not a curated record
AUGCCGUCCACCAUUAUCGACGAUGCUGAGCGGCUGCGUCAGCGCUGGGCCGGGCUGGUCACCGAUGUGACGCCCUCCCAGCUGCCCUCCGGGCUCUUCUCCAAGCGGCAAACCCACUCUCCCAUAGGCACGCUGGACGUGGAUCUGGAUGUCCCGUCCAUGCACGCCUGCUGCCAGCAGUGGGAUGUCUCUCCCAUACAGCUCGUGCAGGCGGCCUGGGCUGCGGUGCUGCGCUCAUACUCUGGAUCCGACGAUGUCACCUUCGGUGGCAUUGGCCUGGAUUCCCCCAGCCGCACGGCGAAGCAGCGGUGGACGAAUACCACCCUCUGCCGGACGCGGCUGGACCAGGACAGCUCGGUCCUCUCGGUCCCCGAGCAGAUGCUGCAGGAGGGCCUGCCCGAGGCUGACUCGCUGGUCUCGGUGUCGGAGGCCCUACAGGUCUUUUCCACCCUGGAGCCCAAGCCGUGCAACUCCGCCAUCUGGCUGAAGGACCCGUCCUCGAAGACGGAGACGUCCGAGACGGAGAUCGUGUCCGAGAAAACCUUCAACUACGUGCUACGAAUCGAUCCCUCCCUAUCCACCCUAGCUUUAAUAUACCACAAACCCUCCGUCUCCCAAGCCCAGGCCGAAUACAUCGCCGCGACCUUCUCCGAGACGCUACAUAAUGUCUUCAUCGACCCCGACCAGCCCGUCUCGGGCCUCUGCCACCCGAGUGAGCUGGACGCGCAGCAGAUCGAGGCCUGGAACCGCAUCCUGCCGAGGGCUAGCCGUCUCUGCGUUGACCGCAUGAUUGAAGAGACGGCCCGGCGGACCCCAAACUCCCCUGCCCUGUCGUCGUGGGACGGACAUCUGACAUACGCCCAGUGCGACGAGGCAGCCUGCCGUGUCGCUCGGCACCUGUCUUCGGCCGGCGUGCAGCGCGGCCAGCUGAUCCCGAUCUGCUUCGAAAAGUCCCUGUGGACGAUCAUCACCAUGAUUGCCCUGUGGAAGGUCGGCGCCGCCUGGGUGCCCCUCGACCCGCGGCAUCCUCGCCGGCGUCUGGAGACCAUCACCGCCAGCGUGGACGCGACCAUCGUGAUCGCCUCCGAAGGCAACCGGGACUUGCUCGCGGGCAUCACCCCGCAGGUGAUCGUCGUGGACGCCGCGCUCAUCCGUCACAUCCAGUCCCUGGACGCAGCCUUCGAGUCGCGAUCCCAGCCCCACGACGUCUCAUUCGUCAUCACAUUCGAGAUCUUCACGACGCUGAUCGUGGGCGGCUGUCUCUGCAUCCCCUCGGAUCACGACCGCCAUACAGACAUCCGCCCAUUCCUGCGGUCGAUGGACGUCAACUGGGCCAUCUUCACCCCCAGUUUCGCCCGCUCCGUCAAGACAGAAGACGCGCCCACGCUGAAGACCCUCCUGCUCGCCGGCGAGGCUGUGGCGCAGGACAUCAUCGACCGGUGGGCGUCCGCCGCGCAACUAAUCAACAUCUACGGCGCCAGCGAGUGCUCCGUCUGCAUGAUCGGGCCCAUGGCCAGCGACACCCCGCGCAGCUGCAUCGGACGGGCAACCGGCGUCCUCUCCUGGCUGGUCGAUCCCAACGACCACGACCGCCUCGUCCCCAUCGGGUCCAUCGGCGAGCUGAUCGUCGAAGGCCCGACGCUUGCGCGCGGCUAUCUCGCCGACCCGGAGAAGACCGAAGCCGUGUACAUCGAAAACCCCGUGUGGGCACAGCAACCGGACCAGACGCGGCGGUUCUACAAGACGGGCGAUCUGGCGCGCUAUGGCGACGACGGCCGCGUGCACCUGAUCGGCCGCAAGGACUUGCAGGUCAAGAUCCGCGGCCAGCGCGUGGAGUUGACGGAGAUCGAGGCGCACAUGCGCGCGAUCAACAACGCCGUCAAGACCGCCGUCGCGAUGGUGCAUCCGCAGGGCAAGGCGAUGCUGGUGGCGUUUAUCUCGAGCCAGAGUGGCUUCGGGCCUGAGUUUCCGCACGCCUUCCAUGCGCCGCCGGAGGAUAAGGCCAGCGUGGCGGCCGUGGCGGCGCAGAUGAGCCAGGAGUUGACGCUGCGGCUGCCGCCGUAUAUGGUUCCGUCGGCGUUUCUGCCGCUGGCGUUCAUGCCGUUGACGGCGUCGGGGAAGACAGACCGUCGUCUCAUCUCGACGUUUGCCACGGGGGUGUCGUUGUCUGAGCUGGCCGCGCUGGUGGGCGGCGCUGCGACGACGGCCCGGACGAGGCCAUCCACGCCGGCGGAGAGGAGUCUGCAGCAGAUGUGGUCGGAGGUUCUGCACUGCCCGCCCGAUGAGAUCGGGGUGGAAGACAAUUUCUUUCAUCUGGGCGGGGACUCCAUCGAGGCGAUGAACCUGACCAGGCGAUGCCGUGCCGAGGGCUUCCAGCUCCAGGUCAGCGAUAUCCUUGAGAAUCUGGUGCUGGGCGACAUGGCCAAGGCGAUGGUGCCGGUUGGGACGACGGAGGCGGCGCCUGCGCGUCCGUUCGAGCUGCUGGGCGAGGACGAGGAUGCAGUCCGUGCCCAGAUCCAGGAAGCCAGUGGGUUCGAUGCAGAGCUCAUCCAGGACGCGUACCCGUGCACCCCUCUGCAGGCCGGCAUGAUGGCUCUGUCUACCCGGAUUGCCGGGUCCUACAUCGCCCGCCAUACGAUGGAGCUGCCUGGAUCCCUCAGUGUCGGCCGCUUCCAGGAGCUGUGGGAGCUGGUGGUCGUGAACAGCGACGUGCUGCGCACGCGGAUGGUCGAGACAGAUCUGUAUGGCACGGUGCAGAUGGUCAGCCGGGGCCGCAUCGAGUGGGCGCAUGGCACUGACCUGGAAGGCUACAUCGAGUCGGACGAGAAGGUGCCCAUGCAGGUGGGCGAUGCAUUGUCGCGGCAUGCCAUCGUCACCGCGGACAAGACCUACUUCGUCCUGACCAUCCACCACGCCAUCUACGACGGGCUGUCCCUGGAGAUGCUGUUCGACGACCUCGUGCAAGCCCUGCAGGGCAACGUGCCUCCCGCGCGCACGCAGCUGCGCGACUUCGUCCAGCACGUCAUGGAGAAGAACAGCGACAGGGCCACCGAGGACUACUGGCGGCGUGAGCUCGCCGAGGGCGAUGUCCCAGCCUUCCCUACCCUGCCCUCUGCCACGCAUCAGCCGGUAGCCAACGAGUCCCUGGUGCAUACCCUCCGGCUGCGUCGCCGCGGGCCGUCCGAUUUCACCACCGCGACGCUCAUCCGCGCCGCAUGGCAGAUGCUGCAGGCCCGCUACCGCGACGCCCCGGACACCGUCUUCGGAUGCACCGUCAGCGGGCGGAACGCGUCCGUGCCGGGCGUCGAAGACGUCGUCGGGCCCGUGAUAGCCACCGUCCCCAUCAAGGCGCACCUGGACCCGGAGCAGCCGGUGUCCGAGUACCUGCAGGCGGUGCACUCGCACUCCGUCGGCAUGACCACGUACCAGAACUAUGGCAUCCAGAACAUCGCGCGCGUGUCCGACGCCGCCGCCGCCGCGUGCAACUUCCAGACCCUGCUGGUGAUCCAGCCCGCCAGCUCGGGGCCCGGGGACAGCAUCAUCGCGCCGUUCUCGGCGCCCCGGGCGCGGUUCAGCACCGUGGCCCUGACCCUCGAGUGCAGUCUGUCUGCGGACGGGGGCGUGGUGGUGCAUGUGCACUUCGACAACGCGGUCCUAUCGCGGGCACAGGUCGUGCGCGUCGUGCAGCAGUUCGAGCAUGUCCUGCAGCAGCUGGCCGCCGAGCCGUCCGGGACCCUCGCCGGCAUCGAGAUGGUCAGUCCGCAGGACAUGGCCGACAUCCGGCAGUGGAACGCAACCGUCCCCGAGGCGACCCACGACUGCAUCCACAGCCUGAUCGCCCAGCAGACCAUCACGGACCCGAACGCGCCCGCCAUCGACUCGUGGGACGGCAGCCUCACGUACGGCGAGCUGGAGAGCCUGUCCUCGAAGCUCGCCGCGCAUCUGAUCAACGCCGGCGUUGGCCCGGAGGUCUUCGUGCCGCUGUGCUUCGAGAAGUCCAUGUGGACGAUCGUCGCUAUGCUCGCGACAAUGAAGGCCGGCGGCGCAUUCGUCCCGAUGGACGCCUCGCAGCCCUCCAGCCGCAUGCAGCUGGUGAUCCAGGAGGUCCAGGCGCACGUCCUGCUGUGCUCGGAAGCGCAACUGGGGCGGUGCCCGGGUCUAGUCGAGAAGGCCAUCGCCGUGGGGCCCGGGAUGCGGGAGGCCGCGACGCCCCAAACCCUAACGACGCCGGUGUCUCCCACCAACGCGGCGUACGUGAUCUUCACGUCCGGCAGCACCGGCACGCCCAAGGGGUCUGUCGUCGAGCACCGCGCCUUCUGCACGGGCGCCGUCUCGCACCGGGAGGGGCUGCAGAUGGGCCGCCGCGUGCUGCAGUUCGCGUCGUACACGUUCGACGCCAGCAUCCUGGAGAUCCUGUCGACCCUCGUCCAGGGCGGCUGCGUGUGCGUGCCAUCCGAGGCCGAACGCCGCGGCAACAUCGCCGAGGCCAUCGCCCGCAUGAACGUCGACUGGGCCGUGCUGACGCCCUCCUUCGUCAACACCAUCGACCCGGCCACCGUCCCGACGCUGGAGGUCCUCUGUCUGGCGGGCGAGGCCAUGACCGCCGCGCAUGUGUCCGCGUGGACGCCCUAUGUCCGGCUCGUGAACGGCUACGGACCCAGCGAAUGCUGCGUGUGCAGCUCGUCCAACCGCAAGGUCGUCCCGGGGACACCCCCCAACGACAUCGGGACGUCCGUCGGCGGCGCCUGCUGGGUCGCAGACCGAGACAACCACGACCGGCUCGCCCCCGUCGGAUGCAUCGGCGAGCUGCUCGUCGAGGGCCACACGCUGGCGCGCCACUACCUCAAGAACGAGGCGAAGACCGCCGCGGCAUUCAUCCCACGGCCGGCCUGGCUGCCCUGGGCGCGGUGCGACCGGCUCUACAAAACGGGCGAUCUGGUGCGCUACUCCCCGGACGGGUCCCUCCUGUUCAUCGGCCGCAAGGACACGCAGGUGAAGAUCCGCGGCCAGCGCGUCGAACUCGGCGAGGUCGAAUACCACCUGGCCCUGCCCGAGCAGGUCUCGCAGUCGGUCGUCGCGUAUCCCCAGACAGGCGUGUACGCGAACAAGCUCGUCGCGGUGCUGGAGCUGGCGGCCGUCAGCGGGGCCGAUCUCGUCCCCGUGUCUACCAACCAGCUCGACCGCACCGGGUUUGAUAUGGACUCCCUCUCGCGCGCCCUGGGCGACACCCUCCCCGUGCACAUGGUGCCGGUGAUCUGGAUCGUGGUGGAACGGAUCCCCAGCUCGUCGUCGACCAAGAUCGACCGCAAGGCCGUGGACACCUGGCUUGCGCAGCUGCCCUCCGACUUCCAGCCGGCGAUGGGGAUCAAGCGCGACGCACCGGCCGUGUCGACCCUGCGGCCAGACGAGGGCAAGGCGAUGGCAAUCAGCAACAAGAUCGCGACGCUGGUCCACCACUCCGACAGCCCUCUCCGGGGGCGCGACUUCAACAUCUCGUCCAUGGGCAUCGACUCCGUGCAGGUGAUCAGCCUGGCCAGCUUCAUCAGGCAGACGUACGGGGUGACAGUCGACGUGUCGCGGAUCCUCGACGGACAGAUGACCGUCCGCUCGCUGGCAGCCCUCAUCGCGGGCGAACUCACCGGCAGUCCGCAGGCAGUCCACCCCUCGUUCGACGCGAUGAAAGAAGCCCGCGCGCUGGCGCAAGACAUCAUCCAACGCGCGCCGGUCCGCAAGACCGUCUUCGUGACGGGGGUGACCGGCUUCCUGGGCACGCAGAUCCUGCGCCAGCUGUGCGACCGCUCGGACGUCGGGCGAGUCAUCGCACACGUCCGCGCCUCGACCGCAUCCGAGGCCUUCCUCCGCGUCAAGCAGGCGGCCAUCCGCGCGCAAUGGUGGUCGGACUACUCCCUGACCAAGCUGGACGUGUGGGCGGGCAACCUGGCGAAGCCGCGCCUGGGCCUGCAAGCCAAACAAUGGGCGUCGCUGACGGGCGACAGCCCCAACGACGGGCUCGUGCACGCGAUCGUCCACGCCGGGGCGGCCGUGAACUGGAACGCAGGCACGGAGAUCCUCCGCGCGGCCAACGUCGACUCGACGGCCGAGCUGAUCCGAGCGGCCGUCGCGUCCCCGGCACGGCCCAGGCUGGUGUACGUCUCCGGCGGACACCGAUGGCACAUGGGCGAGAACGACGCGGAGAUAUCCGCCGAAGUCGCGCAGGCGAACGGCUACGCGCAAACCAAGUACCUCUCCGAGCUCCUCGUCAAGCAGUUCGCGGCGCGGUACAGCGACCAGUUCGCCAUCAUCAAGCCCGGUCUCAUCCUGGGCACCCCGGACGAAGGCGUCGCCAACACCGACGACUUCGUCUGGCGACUCGCGUCUGGCACCGUCGACGCUCACUGCUACCCCACCACGCACAGCAACGCCUGGAUCUUCGUCACCAGCAGCACGCGCGUGGCGGAGGAAACCAUCCACCAGGCGUUCUGCGCGCCCUGCGAUCUGAAAACGGUCACGUACAUGACGGACGGCACGACGGAGCGCGAGUUCUGGGAGAUCUUCCACCGCGAGCUCAAGUACCCUCUCCAGCCGGUGGACCAGGAGACGUACAUGGCGACGAUGCAUGCGAUGAUCCAGGCGCAGGGUCAGGGACAUCCGCUGUGGCCGGUGGCGCAGGUGUUUGAUGCCAUUGGGGGACGACUCGGGGGCGAUGUGUUGGAGGAUGCGGGGAGCGUGGUGAGUCCGAGUCAGAGACAGCAUGUCAAGGCGACGAUUCGGCGCAAUGUGCAGUUUUUGGUCGAGGCCGGGUUUAUUGCCAGUCCCACGGGGAAGAAAGUGCGGUAUGUCGCGGAGAAGGUGUUUAGACGGAGUGGGAAUGUUUGGGAGGGGGUGAAGGGGAUGGUGGGGGUUAAUUAG